Messenger RNA from Durio zibethinus, 4221 nucleotides. RefSeq names its product glutamate receptor 3.6-like. Gene Ontology annotation, molecular function: ligand-gated monoatomic ion channel activity. The record is from RefSeq and is a predicted model, not a curated record. NCBI's taxonomy places the organism in Eukaryota, Viridiplantae, Streptophyta, Magnoliopsida, Malvales, Malvaceae. Gene Ontology annotation, cellular component: membrane.
CCUAGGCCUGACAGGUAUAGCACGCAUCGAUGACAUAAGAAGUGCACAAAGUGAAUGUCCAAAAUGAGUAUAAUACUGUUAGUGGUGCGGAGGAAGCACUUACACAUUAUAAUUGGUCUCUGGGGACUUAUAAAGGGGUGGGGUCCGGCCAUCCGGGAUUAAAAUAUCAGCUCCUAUUUUCACUUUUCUGUACUAAGGUGGGUUUCGAUGGAAGAUGUAGUCUGGACUCUGGACUCUGGACUCUGGCCUGAUUUUUUAGUAUGACUUUAAGAGCUGAUGGGGCCUAUUCCAUUUGUCAAGUUGUUGAGUAGAAUUUAGAUGGAUCCUGCUAAGGUUUUAUGCAUUAGUGCAUAUCAUAUUUAUGGUGAAUAAAACAGGACCACCACCAAGGGGCCAACAUUAGUCAUUUCAACCGCAAAAUGCCAUCACCACAACGACUUCUUCUUUCAGAUCGUCAUCUCUCAGUACUCUGUUUAUUUCUCAUUGAUUUUCAUCCUCAAACGUUAAAUACAUGUACAGUUCGCGACAACGGUUACAGAUUAUCCUUUUAACUUCUCUCCAGUCUCCACCAUUCAUGAAGCUUUAAUAAUGUCUCCAAUCUCAAACUGCAACUGAUUCGCAUGACACAUGUUACAUGUACGGGGAAUUACUACUUACGAAUGUUACAGGCUCGUCCACUGUAACUCAGACAACUAGUUGUAGCUUCAUUAAGUUCCCUUUUCUCCCAUCCUUACGAGUCGGGAGUCAGGAGACGCCAACUUGGUGCUCUCAGUAUAUACUCCUCUGCUACACCAACUCUGUUACUUGGUGUUUUUGCUUUUGCUUUUCAUCUUUAUCCAGGUCCUUGUCCGAGUUUCCCCUCAUAUCUGAUGACCUUCUAUUAUUUGGUUGCCUUCUCGUGGAAACAGAAGUGUUGAGUUUCAGUCAGCAUAAUAUUUUCUGCUGAUCCUUGCCUCAUUUUCUUUAUCGGAGCAACUCUAAUGAAGCAGCUAUUCGCCUUGAAUAUAGCAUGGCUUCUGGCGUCAAUGAUCUUGUACAAUGGUUUUCCUGUAAUUGGAGUGCGCACAAACGUUUCCACUAGACCAGAAGUUGUCAAUAUCGGUGCUAUUUUUGCAUUCAAAUCUGUGAUUGGAAAAGCUGCAAAAGUUGCAAUAGAAGCGGCCAUUGAAGAUAUAAAUUCCAACCCAGAUAUUCUUCAAGGAACUAAAUUAGGAUUACAAAUGAAAGACUCCAAUUACAGUGGAUUUAUGGCAAUAGUGGAAGCUUUACUGUUCAUGGAGAGAGAAACUGUGGCCAUAAUUGGCCCCCAGUCUUCUGUGACGGCUCAUGUGAUUUCCCAUAUUGUGAAUGUUCUGCGAGUCCCUCUAUUGUCAUUCUCAUCCACAGAUCCUACCCUGUCUCCAAUUCAGUUCCCAUUCUUUAUCAGGACUUCUCAGAACGAUUUAUAUCAGAUGGCUGCCAUCGCUGAAAUCAUAGACUAUUACGAAUGGAGAGAGGUCAUAGCAAUCUACCAGGAUGAUGAUCAUGGAAGAAACGGGAUUGCUGCAUUGGGGGAUAAGCUGGCCGAAAGACGAUGCAGGAUCUCCUAUAAAGCGCGUUUAAGUCCAGAUGCAACGCGGGAUGAAAUCACUGAAGUUUUGGUUAAGGUGGCUUUAAGUGAGUCAAGGAUUCUCGUGGUCCACGUUCCUGGUAGCUGGGGUCUAACAGUGUUCAGUGUGGCUCAGUAUCUCGGGAUGCUGGGAACUGGCUAUGUCUGGAUCGCUACCAAUUGGCUAUCUACUGUCUUAGAUACUAAUUCUCCCCUCUCUCAAGAUGCUAUGAAUGAUAUUCAAGGAGUUGUUACGUUGCGAAUGUACACACAAGAUUCAGAACUCAAGAGGAGAUUUGUUUCAAGGUGGAGCAACUUAACCAGCGGAAACCCAGUUGGACUAAACACUUAUAGUCUAUAUGCCUAUGACACAGUCUGGUUGCUAGCUCAUGCAAUCAAUGGAUUUUUAAAUCAGGGUGGAAACAUUUCAUUUUUAAAUAAUUCUAGGUCACCUGAGCUACAUGGAGGAAACUUACACCUAGAUGCUUUGAGCGUCUUCCAAGGAGGGAACUUGUUACUUGACAACAUUUUAAGAACCAAUAUGAAGGGUGUAACAGGCGAUGUCAGGUUUACUACAGAUCGGAGUCUCGUUCAUCCUGCAUAUGAAGUCAUCAAUGUGAUUGGCACUGGCUAUAGAAGAAUCGGAUACUGGUCUAAUCAUUCUGGCUUAUCAGUCGCGCUUCCAGAAACCCUUUGGACUAAACCACCUAACCGUUCUACCGCAAGUCAAACAUUAUACAGCGUUGUUUGGCCUGGACAAACAACACAAAAACCCCGUGGAUGGGUGUUUCCAAAUAGCGGGAGACAUUUGAAAAUUGGAGUUCCCUAUCGUGUUAGUUACCGUGAAUUUGUCUCAAUAAGAGGCCCUGAUGCAAUUACUGGAUACUGCAUUGAUGUAUUCACUGCUGCUCUGAAUUUGUUGCCCUAUGCUGUCCCAUAUAAAUUAAUUCCCUUCGGGGAUGGCCGUACCAAUCCUAGUGGCACUGAGCUUGUGCGUUUGAUCACAGCAGGUGUAUUUGAUGCGGCUAUAGGUGACAUUGCAAUCAUCACUAACAGAACAAAGAUGGCAGAUUUCACACAACCAUAUAUUGAGUCAGGAUUAGUUGUGGUGGCCCCAGUUUGGAGGAAGAAUUCUAAUGCUUGGGCCUUUCUGAGGCCAUUCACCGGAAGGAUGUGGGCGGUGACAGCUAUCUUUUUCUUGUUGGUGGGAACAGUAGUUUGGAUUUUAGAGCAUAGGAUGAAUGAUGAUUUCAGAGGCCCCCCAAGAAAACAAGUAGCCACUAUUUUAUGGUUUAGUUUUUCAACUUGGUUCUUCGCCCAUAGGGAAACUACUGUCAGCGUACUUGGUCGCAUAAUUCUUAUUAUCUGGCUAUUUGUCGUUCUUAUAAUCAACUCUAGCUACACAGCAAGCCUGACCUCAAUCCUUACAGUGCAACAACUUACUUCUCCCAUUAAAGGCAUUGAAACUUUAUUGUCAACCAAUGAUCCUAUUGGGUACCAGCAGGGAUCAUUUGCCCGAAAUUAUUUAAUUGAUGAACUAAAAAUUGAUGCAUCAAGACUGGUUCCUCUGAAUUCGCCAGAAGAAUCUGCAAAAGCAUUGAAAGAUGGGCCUGACAAGGGUGGUGUUGCUGCAAUGGUGGAUGACCGUGCUUACAUCGAGCUCUUUCUCUCCACCAGAUGUGAAUUCAGUAUCGUGGGUCAAGAGUUCACCAAAAACGGAUGGGGUUUUGCCUUUCCACGGGACUCUCCUUUAGCAGUGGACAUGUCAACUGCGCUUCUGAAACUCUCAGAGAAUGGGGAUCUUCAAAGGAUCCAUGACAAAUGGCUGCUAAGGCGGGCAUGCAGUUAUCAAGGUGCAAAGAUGGAAGCGGACAGGCUUCAGCUUAAAAGCUUUUGGGGCCUAUUUGUCAUAUGUGGAUUAGCUUGCUUGAUUGCUCUUUUUGUAUAUUUCUUUAAGAUGGUGCGGCAAUUCAGCCGGCACUACGCUGAGGAAUUGGAGUUAUCUGGGCAAAGGUCCCAAUCUGCACGCAUUCAGACGUUUCUUUCGUUCGUGGAUGAAAAGGAGGAGGAGGUUAAAAGUCGGUCCAAGAGAAGGCAAUUGGAGAGAGCCUCUAAUAGAACUGAAGAUGGAUCAGUUAGCAGCUCCAACUCCAACAUAAGAAGCAAUAGUGAAUUUGCUUCAAACAAAACCAUAGCAGCUAGUUGUGAAGUCUAGUUUUGUUACAUCUAUUUGAUAAUAAUGAUAAUAAGGAUAUCAAAGUCGCUCUUUAAAAGCUAGCCCUGUCCUCGGGCAAUUAUAUGGUCCUUAGUAGGCAGGCGUCACUAUGGCUGGGUCUUCUAUGUGGGCAUGCAGUGUUAUAACAAAACAUGUGGCACUUCUCUUUCAUAUGGUGUAAAACGUAUUGGCAUCUAGUUGCAGAAGCAAUGGAGUUAUGGCAUCUAGUUGCAGAAGCAAUGGAGUUAUGGUAAAUCAUGUAAGAAUCACGUUAGCACCCUCAGCCUCGGCACAAAGGGGCCAAGGCGUAUCUAAUUUGUACAGGCUUCCUUUUCUUCCAUUUUUCUUUCAUAAUUGACUCCAAGGAUUCACCAAAAUUAUGGGUUCCCGUAAAGGCUUCGCUUUUCAUCAAUUACCA